This is a messenger RNA of Syngnathus typhle (broad-nosed pipefish), 6684 nucleotides long. RefSeq lists its product as uncharacterized. The transcript has 2 exons. NCBI's taxonomy places the organism in Eukaryota, Metazoa, Chordata, Actinopteri, Syngnathiformes, Syngnathidae. The coding region runs from base 1915 to 3525 and encodes 536 amino acids. The record is from RefSeq and is a predicted model, not a curated record. Gene Ontology annotation, molecular function: zinc ion binding; nucleic acid binding.
CCCCAACCACCGGGCCGCGGACCGGUACCGGGCCGUGGGUCACUUGGUACCGGGCCGCCAAGCCGCACUGAAUUUUUUUUUUUAUCGACGAUAAAUUAAUUCAGGUCAAGACACUCGUCCCGGUCACGUGACAUGUUUCCCCAGUCGAGCCCGCAAAGCUAAUAUGUGGCGACAGGCUAACUAACCAGGCAAUGAAGCAUUCAAAACUGCUUCAACACAUGGAGACCAAUACGCCCUAAUCCUCUUCCGUACUUUUAUGAAUGCUGAUUUCUCCGACUCCCCGAAAAGGCACCACGGCGAUCGGUGAGGGGAGGAGAAGAAACGAGAGAAAAGAGAGAGGUGCGGACAGGUGAAAGAGGCGGUUGUGUAGAAGUGGAAGGCGAAUAAAAACACCCUGGGAAACUCAAAACUUGUCCCUCGUUGUGACUCGGAGCCGUAACAAAGCCAGGGGUUUUUGUUUUGCUCGAGAUCAGCAAGAGCUCUGAGUGGGUACAUCGUUAGCGGUUAACGUUAGCGCAUCGCUACCAACGAAUCCCCCCUUGCUCCAACAACGAACCGGGAUCUUCCUGACAAACGGAUUACCUCGUGAGUGCCGAGGAUGGAACAAGAACAGUUAAGAGACCAAGUUACUACCACGCUGUGUAGGCUAGAAUGGGAUCAACUAGUGGGGGUAUGUAACUUUCUAAAGGGCUCCAAUGUCGACGAUACUGGCGAGAACGAGGAAGCCAUCAAGAAAUUGAGCCGACGAGACUUGAUGAAACUCAUUGAAAAUAAAAUUGAUGAAGUUGAGCAAAGUCACAAGUCAGUGGAAGUAGUCCAAUUCAUUGAUGAAUUGCUGGUGUUUAUUAGAGACACUGGGUGGGAAGGUGACGCUCGCGAGAGGAGCACUUUUUACCGCCCCACUGAUGUGACGCGCAACUACGAGGAGCUGCGGGUAGAGCUGAAAGCAUUGCAAGAGAAACUUAAAAUGGUGGACAUAUCACCAGCCGUGAGCCAAAGCUCAUCACCUGCCAAAAUAUCGGAGGUGACUAUUCGCAGGGAGUUUCGCAUCUGUGGACAAAUAGGUGAAAGUGGGCAGCGCGAAAGGCUGUCCUAUACCAACUUGCUCCAUCAAAUGGAACUCGGACUUCGUAAAGGCCACAGCGAAUCAGAAGUGAUUGAAGCGGUUAAACUCAGAGAUAUGCUUGAACUAAAGACUGAUAUAACCCUUUCUCAGUUAAAAACAAUACUAAGAGGACAUUAUAGGGAAGAUGAGACAUCCGACUUGUAUCAAAAAUUGAUCAACCUUUCCCAGGAGCCCAAAGAAUCGCCCCAGGACUUUCUAUUCAGGGCCAUUGAGCUCGAAGAUCGGCUCCUAGAUGCAUUCAAAGGAGAACCAGCUGAACACUACAAUGCAGACCUGGUCAAGAAGAAUUUUUUUAGAUCAGUGGGCACAGGACUACUGAAUGACAACAUUAAAUUCCAGCUGAAAUCACUUCUUGACAAUUUGGAGGUAACAGAUGAAAGACUGAUCGAAAGGCUCAAUGAGGCAGCUAACCUUGAAGCUGAGCGGCUAAACAAGCUAAGGAGGAGCGGCAUCAAGCAACCUAGAAUUAAUGAGCUGCAAACUUCGGAUGAACGGCAGGGCGGUGUGCACACAACUCCAUCCCAGGACACAGCAGUAGUGAAAGAGAAAAUCCAGAGGGCUGCAGCUCCACCGGAAGUACAGGCCAUGGUCGCUGAAUUAAAAACUGAAGUGGCAGAGAUGAAACAAAUGGUGCUUAAUUCCUUGAAUGCCGGCAAGUUCCAGCCCGCCCGGAAACCAACCUACAACACCCAAAGAAGGAGAGGCUGCAGGACCUGCCAGGACAACGGCGAGGGAGACAAUUGCACCCACUGCUUCAAGUGUGGCCAGGCAGGUCACAUAUCCAGAGGAUGCCGAGCUCCCCCUCUACUUCAGGGAAACGCCAGAGGGCCGCUGCCAUGGGACCAGCAGUGACCCAGCCAACUCAUCAGGAGUCCCGCUACUGCCACCAUUGUCGACGAGAGGAACAAGGUGACACGCUGCUCCAGACCUGCACAAGCUGCUCUACUGCCUCGUACUGUUCCAAAGCCUGUCAGACUCAACACUGGCCGGAACACAAACACAUCUGCACCGCGGUAAGAAUGGUGGAUCAUCAUUUGAGUGAGAGGCGAGAAAAAGGGUGGUCAUCACACAUGGGUAAACUUGAUAUUUUUCAAAAUAAGCAAGGGAGAAAACUUGUCAAAUUAAUUGGUAGACGUAGGAUGGUCAAGUGUACUUUUGAUAAUGUACCAGUUACAGCCCUGUGGGAUACAGGCGCACAAGCUACGGUGAUAAAUGAUAAAUGGAGAAAGGAGCACUUGCUCUAUACCACAAUUCGAGAGAUUGAGGAACUAUUGGGACCAGAACCUCUAAAUGGACUGGCCGCAAAUCAGACAAAAAUACCAUUUAUUGGGUGGGUUCCUGUUGAGUUUAAAAUAACGGGCACAGAAGUUUCAAGUUCUGGCCUGUUAGUGCCUGUCCUCGUGUCCAGCGACCACAAUGUGGCUCAGAGCCCUAUCAUAGGGUUCAAUGUGAUCGAGGAAGUCAUUAAUGAGCACGUGAAACAAGGCUCAACCGAGAGUGAAUGUACAGCUAACAUUGUGAGUGAUGCUAUGGACAUGGUCUCAGCUAAGACUGUUAUCCAGUUGCUGCAUACACACCACGUAGUCAACGAGGAGAUUCAGGUUAAAACGGGAAGAAGUAAAAUUGUCUUAGGUCCGAAUGGAACUACCACUGUUCGCUGUCGCACGCAUAUACAGGUUGAUGAUGACAUUGCUAUGCUGUUUUGCCCAGAGUCCAACCAGAGUUUGCCUGAAGGAUUGUUUAUACAAGAAGUACUGUUUAAGGCAAAGAGAGGCAACUCAACCACGGUCCCAGUACCCAUCACUAAUACCUCGAGUCAUAAUAUCACUCUGUAUCCACGUAUUAAUUUGGGACAUGUUGAGGGGGUCAAGGAUGUAUAUCCAGCAGCUCUACAGCUUGCGAGCAAGCCAAAAAUGGAUGGAAACGAGGCAGACCUCAAAAGUUCAUCGUCUUUUCCCCGUAACGCGAGUGAAAGUUGGGACCCUCCGUUAAUGCUAGACCAUCUAACUAAUGAGCAGCAACAGUUAGUGAGGAAAAUGCUCCGCGAAGAGUGCAAGGCCUUUGCUCGAGAUGAAAAUGAUGUUGGCAGCAUUCCGACUCUCCGCAUGCAUAUUUCCCUUCAUGACCAAACCCCGGUCCAGAAAACAUACAUUAGUGUGCCAAAACCCCUACACCAGGAGGUAAAAGCGUAUCUGCAGGAUUUAAUCAACCGAGGUUGGGUCAUGAAGUCCAAGUCACCGUACUCUUCACCAAUAGUGUGUGUAAGAAAGAAAUCGGGAGAGCUUAGACUCUGUGUAGACUACCGCGAACUUAAUCGCAAGUCAGUACCGGACAGACACCCUAUUCCCAGGAUACAAGACAUGCUUGAUACAUUGACGGGUAGUUCAUGGUUUACUUGAUCAAGGGAAAGCAUAUCAUCAAGGGUUCUUGGAUGAAGAAAGUCAGCCACUCACAGCAUUCAUCACGCCUUGGGGUCUGUACCAGUGGGUACGGAUCCCAUUUGGUCUCAGCUCUCCCCCGGCCGAAUUCCAGAGAAGCAUGGAGGAAUGUCUGUGGGGGUUGCGGGAUGACAUUUGUCUACCCUACCUUGAUGACAAUUUAGUUCACAGUAAGUCGUUUCAGGACCAUGUUGAACGCGUGAGGGCAGUUUUGCAACGGUACCAGAAGCAUGGUGUCAAACUAAGUGCUAGUAAAUGUGAACUUUUCAAGCCUAAAGUCAGGUUUUUGGGCAGGAUUGUGUCGAAAGAAGGUCAUAGUAUGGAUCCAGCGGAAAUUGCUCCUGUGAUGGCACUAAAAGAUAGGCAGCCCUGUAAUGUGGGGGAGGUGAGGCAAAUUUUGGGCUUUCUCUCCUGCUACAGGCCAUAUAUAGAAGACUUUUCCCGCAUUGCCAAACCGUUGUACGAACUCCUAGCAGCGCCAUCAACCACUUCCAAUGUGCCCCAAAACUCAAAGCGGCAGAGGGAAAGAGGAAAAGGGAAAAACAAACACAGUCGAGGACAGUUGUCAUCCUCUGUCUCGAUUACAUGGACAGACACUCACCAUCAGGCUCUGUGUUCUCUGGUUGACAAACUGUCUAGUCCUCCUAUCCUAACUUACCCAGACUUGAAUCAUCCGUUUGUGCUACAUACGGAUGCCUCUCAAGCGGGGUUGGGAGCCGUGCUAUAUCAGCGACGCAAUGGAAGAUUAAGAGUUAUCGCUUAUGGAUCCAGAACUUUAACACCACCGGAGAAAAAUUACCACAUGCACGCGGGUAAAUUGGAGUUUCUGGCACUGAAGUGGGCCAUCUGUGAGCGCUUUAGAGAUUACUUGUUACACGCACCAUCUUUUGUGGUCUACACAGACAAUAAUCCGCUCACCUAUGUAUUAACAACGGCCAAAUUGAAUGCCUCUGGUCAGCGGUAGGUAGCAGAAUUGGCAGAUUUCAAUUUUACCAUAAAAUACAGACCUGGCAAAACGAAUGCAGAUGGGUUAUCGAGGAUGGCCAUUGAUUUUGAGGACUAUAUGAGUCAUUGUACACAGUCUGUCGACCAGGAUGUUGUAACAGCCACCCGACAGGGCAUAUUAGCACAGCAAGCUGAACAAACUCCUAUCUUCAGCGCAAUUUCCUUAGAUGUGCUUCAGCAGCAAACUGGAGCGGAGGGACUGCCACAUACUGUUCAGCCAUUGACCAGAGAAGAGAUUUGCGCGGCUCAGCGGCAGGACGCUGUAAUAGGUCAAAUAUAUCGUCACUUGCAGGAAAAAAGGAGACCGUUACCAUAUGAGCUGAAAGCUGAGAGUGCAGAGGUAAAGGCGUUGGCCAGAGAGUGGGACAAGCUCAAGAUCAGGGAGGACGGGACCUUGUUCAGAGUAACUGCAACCAAAAAACAAUUGCUUCCCCCCUUCUAUCUAUCACCCCCUUGUACUGGAUGAACUGGACAAACAAAUGGGCCACUUGGGCUCAGAGAGAACACUAAAGUUGGUAAGGGACCGUUUUUAUUGGCCCAAAAUGCAAAGAGACAUUGAACACUUUGUCAUGAAUGUAUGCGAGUGUCUGAAGAAGAGAAAACCAAACAGGCAAGCGCGUGCACCGAUGCAGAAUAUCGUAACCACUCACCCCUUUCAGCUAGUGUUGGUUGAUUUUCUCCAUCUGGAACAAUGUAAGGGGGGUUGCGAGUAUAUUCUAGUGGUCAUGGACCAUUAUACACGCUUUGCACAGGCAUAUGCAACGACCAACAAAUCAGCAAAGACUGUGGCAGAAAGAUUGUUCAAUGACUUUUGCCUUCGAUUUGGUUUCCCAGAAAGGCUCCACCACGAUUUAGGGAGAGAAUUUGAAAACAAGCUGUUAAGUCACCUGAAGGAGUUGUCCGGUGUAAAGGGAUCUCACACAACUCCAUAUCAUCCCCAAGGGAACGGGCAAACAGAACGAUUCAAUAGGGCUCUCCUCUCUAUGCUGAGAACCCUUACCGAAGAGCAAAAAUUGGACUGGAAAACACACCUUCCCAAAGUAGUACAUGCCUACAACUGUACUGCUAAUGAGCUCACUGGUUAGUCACCAUUCUUCUUACUUUUUGGUAGAUUACCAAGGCUUCCGGUGGACCUUCUAUUUGGCAUUGAGCAGGAAGAAAGCCCGGGCUCCUACCAAGACUAUGUGGGAAAAUGGAGAAGCAGGAUGAUUGAGGCUUACAACAUCGCCUCCAGGAAUGCAGUUAAGUCAGCCGAUAGAGGAAGGACACCGGUAGAGGUGCCAGAAGAAGAGCGGCAGGAGGAAAAACAACCAAGAACCCGGCCAAAGGUGAUCGCCAAGGCUGAAAGACGGGAUGGAAGACAACAGCCCCCACACACACGGAAUCGCCCAUAAUCAGCACCCACCCCCACGGAACCAGCUCUCACCGAACCAGCACCCACUCCCAUGGAAUCAAAAUCUCCUUCGAACUUGCCACACCCCCUGACUCAUCACCCAUCAAACUCGGCCCACACUGGCAUGUGCAACUGAAUAUAAGCUGAGCAAACAACCUUGAACGUUGCCUUUUCUGAAUGACUUUCUGCUCUUGAGCAUGGUCGCGCGAAAGGCCCAGCGCUGUAGUGUACUUUCCUGAAAACAGAGCUUUCUUAACAAAAAUUGUGAUUGUACUCAACCAACGUGUGUAAGUCUAAUUACUGCUUCAGUGUCUUAGCAUUUUCCUAAAUCUGAAGAAAUCAAACGAGCAUGCAAUGGCUUUUGCCGUGAGGCGCAGAUAGCGCGCUCCCUAAAUUGUGGACCAAAAAUCCAACAGAUCCAUUUCCAUAUGUGUCUAGAAAGUUGAUCAUGUCAUAAAUGCAUGAUGCCCUGCUGUGAGUUUGGCGUGAAGCUUUGGAACGCGACCAUGUCAAGUUGGUUCCGAGAAGCCAGUUAACAUGGGCGUGUAUACACAAGGCAUCAGAUCAACGCGUACCCUCGCCGGGUAAUUUAGUUUUGGCUAUAUGAAAAUUAUCCAUUGCGUCAACUUUGUGCCACAUUGGUGCAGCGGUUAUGGCGGUGCUCAGUACGCUGUACUUUGUUCCUUUGCGUCACGGGUUCAAUUCCCGCUUAUGACUUUUCC